Molecule: messenger RNA, 1329 nt
Organism: Porites evermanni
Lineage: Eukaryota; Metazoa; Cnidaria; Anthozoa; Scleractinia; Poritidae
Source: the annotation of a GenBank genome assembly
CUAAAAGUCCCUUUAGGGGUGUUUCCAUAUCUUCCUGGUUUGUCCUGCAAAGACAUUAAAGACUCACACACGGAUAUAAUCAGCGGCAAAUAUUGGGUUGAUCCUAGUAACACACGUGAUCCAUUCCUAGUGUUCUGCGACAUGGAAACAGACGGAGGUAAGAAUAAAACCCUAAAUGAUUUUAAUAUAAAAGGUACAUUGUUAAAAAUAAUAUAAAGAGUAAAAUUCUGGUAAAGAGGUUUUGGGACACUCCCCUUUUCCCUUAGAGUUUGAAUAGAAUUUGCAAGUCAUGUAAUCAUCAAUUCACAUUUACAGACAUGGUUUUACUAAGGUUUCUCCUUAACCUCUACCCCAUGAAAAAGAUGUCUAAAAUGUGUUUGGGGAAUUAACUUGAGAUGGUUUAUGUCUGACAGACACAAUGUCACGAACGUUUUGAUCAGGAUUGUAGCACUUAUAAUAUUCUGCCUCUCUAAUAGGAGAUCUGCUCUUGCUACUAAGAGUAUUUAGGUUUUAUUGCGACUCCUAGUUUCCAAAUGAGUCUGCAAUAUCACAAUUGUGAAACCGACAUUCAUUAUUAAAAUAUUCUUAUUAGAGAAACCUAGUCAAUUUUAACUGACAUAAUUCAAUUUUUUUCAGCGCUUUUAAUGUCCAAGGCAAGAGAAAACUAGUAUCCGAAAUGUCUUUUGCGAACUUAGGUGGAAAGGCCCGACUUUCAACCCACUACAAAACCGAAAAGGUUGAUAACUAAUUUUGAUUAAAAAGCAAUUCUUAAUUUUAGGUGGAUGGACGUUGAUUGCUCAAACUUUGGUCAGAAACUCAACGUCUUUUCCAGCAAUGAUAAGAGAAAAAGACUUUAAAAUGAUUCAAAACUACAGCAGCGGCCUCGUGAGAGUUGAUACCACAGCAAUACUUCACCUAAAACAACUUAUAAACUUCACGCAAAUACGAUACUUUUGUCGAAAGAAGGCGACAGGAAGGACAUUUCACAUUAUGACUAAAAGUGAUCCACAUGGAGAAAGAGCUGUGCAAUACCUCACUGAAAACCCCUCCGUCCAGCCAAGCGCCUGCGGUUCUUUUGUAGCCUUUCCGGACGAUAAUUCAUAUCUGGCUCCAAACUGCUCCAAAUGGGGAAAUGAUGGCCGUGACAUAGAAUGCAAUAAAUGGGGCUAUUACCAGAACAAAGGCUUUUUUCGCAUUUAUAAUGAUCCUAUUAUAUGGGAAGGAAAACACUACAUUAAUCUGAAGCCUUCGGUGUUGGCUUGCGAUGAUUCCACUGACAACCCCUACCCUCUGUCCCAAGGCGAUAAAUGGCAGCUUUUUGUUCGAUAA